This is a messenger RNA of Triticum aestivum (bread wheat), 1243 nucleotides long. RefSeq lists its product as uncharacterized. The record is from RefSeq and is a predicted model, not a curated record. The transcript has 3 exons. Gene Ontology annotation, molecular function: zinc ion binding; nucleic acid binding. NCBI's taxonomy places the organism in Eukaryota, Viridiplantae, Streptophyta, Magnoliopsida, Poales, Poaceae. Bases 116 to 1087 code for a protein of 323 amino acids.
CGCGUUGCCAGGCUCCCCACCGAAAACCCCGACCCGAUCUAGGUCUAGCGCUGACAGUGACGGGAAGCUCCGCCGCCACCAUCUCAGUCCACAUCGCCGCCGUCUCCACACCACCAUGGCCGGCGCUGGAUCGGGUUCAUCCGCACCAGGAGAAGGAGGCUUUCACUUGAUGAGUUGCCUAAAAGAAGUUCCGACACUCAGAGGUGACAACCACACUGAGCGGAGGAAGAAAGUUGAACUGGCAUUUAUUUGUGCUGAUCCUGACUGGGUUGUGGUGAAACCACAGCCGGUCAGACCCACAGAGCCAGUAAGAGAGGCCACUGAUGAUGAUGCUGCAUGGGCUAAAAAGAAGGGGGACUAUGCUCCUUUGGAGCAGUCCUACCUCAUAGAUAAUCAAAAGUGGGUCAAUGCAAGCAAAAAGUGCAUGACUUUUAUAAAGAAUACAAUUGAGAGCGCCAUUGUGGGCUCCAUUCCAGAGUGCACUUCCGCAGGGGAGUUGCUUACAAAGAUAAAGAGCCAGUUCACUGGCUCUUCAAAGAUCUAUGCCACCCAGGUGUUAGAGCAACUGGUGACAGAACGCUACACAGGUGGUAGUCGUGGAAUAAGAGAGCACAUCCUCAGGAUGAGUAAUAUGGCAGCAAAGCUCAAGCCCAUGGAUGCAGAUCUGGAGAUCAAACCAGCGCUCCUGGUCCACCUGGUCAUGGCUUCACUGCCACAGGAGUUUGCAACUUUUGUUGUAAACUAUAAUAUGUCACCUGGAACAUGGGACAUUAAAAAGACAAUAGCAAUGUGUGUCCAAGAAGAGGACAGACUCAAAGCCGCACAUGGUGGUUCAAUCAACUAUGUGAAGGAUUGGAAGAAAAAGAAUUACAAUCAAAACAACAAAAGUUCUCCUUCAAAGAAUGGAAAAGCCCCCUAUCAGCAUCAGCAUCAGCAACAGCCUUUCUCAGUGGACAAAGACACGUGUCUCCACUGCAAGCAGAAAAGGCAUUACAAGAAAGACUGCGCUGCUUGGCUGAAGUCAGUCAUGGCAAAAAGAGGGAUUCCAUUUGACGCGAACUACGCUAAGAAGCGAAAGACGCAUUGAAGUGGCAAACGGAGUUGAAGCAGAAGUUGAAGCUGUCGGUGACAUCUCCUUGGAGUUAGCUGGCGGAUUCAAUCUUCUACUUAGAGAUGUUUUAUUUGUUCCAUCAUGUCAUAGAAACUUAAUUAGUGUUUCUUGUUUGGACAAAGAUAAUUAUGA